This is a messenger RNA of Micropterus dolomieu (smallmouth bass), 1696 nucleotides long. RefSeq lists its product as uncharacterized. The transcript is spliced from 7 exons. Bases 449 to 1696 code for a protein of 415 amino acids. The record is from RefSeq and is a predicted model, not a curated record. NCBI's taxonomy places the organism in Eukaryota, Metazoa, Chordata, Actinopteri, Centrarchiformes, Centrarchidae.
CGUCUGCAGCGCCUAGCAACAGAGCGUUCAGUUUAUCCACCUCCAAGGCAGUAAUUAAGACAAAGUGAAGAACUUUAAAUUGAUUCAGUUACUCACCAACAAGCCAGUUGUUACUUUUGGCUAAUUCAGUAGCUAACGCAAUUUAAAUUUAACGUAAAAUUUGGUAGUGUAACAUUUAACAAUACUAGCUAGGUAGUGUUAGGCUAAUAAUAGCGAAAUGCUAAGCAUUUAGCUAGCUAACGUAGCGGCCGUUCGGAGCGCCAUUGAAAAAGCAAGUCAUAAUAUUUGGAGAAGAAAACUAAUCGAAGUGUGGCUUUAACUAUGAGUAGUUAACAGGUGAGCGCAGCUGAACAGCCUAAAUCCUAGUGUCAUAGUGAGCGAUGUGGAGGACCUGAAGUUACAGUAUCAAAUAGUGUAACUAGUGAAACGUGCCUUUUAUGCUGGCGGGAUGAAUACCCAUUUGACAGAGCUGAACACAGCACAGAGCAGACAGGAGUAUAUUGAUGCUGAUGACUGUUCUUCAAAAGAGGACAAUAAUGUCAACCCAGGCCCUGCAGGGACUCCUCUAUGGACAGGCCCCCCUUCAGAUGUCAGUCUGCCUGGAGUAGCUCCCCAUCAUCACCAGUAUAUUAUCCAGCCAGGGAUGGUGGACCCUCUUAGCUUAAGGUUCCCCUAUCCGUGUCAGUCCACUCACUGUCAGCUGAAUUACCCAGACUACCUUCUGGAGCCCCAGUCCAGUCAGUAUCACCUCCUCACUGACCCUGUUCCUGGUCCACCAGACCGCAGCCUUCACAGCUCAGGUUCUGCUCAUUGGUUUACUAAUGAACCCAUCCUCUGCAGCAUGAUGCCAGGGGAUUUACAUGCCCCUGUAUCCAGUAUCUGUGUACCACAGGCCGUGGACCAUCAGCAGUUUCAAGAGGGACUGACUGAAUUUACAUCCCACAUCCCACAGCAUGUGAUGUGUAAUGUAAGUGGAGGUGGACAGGUUGUGCUCGUCAACCCCUGUGAGCCAGGACCUGUGUUCCUUACCCUGAAAUCUGCCCCAACACAUACAGAUGACGGCCCAACUGCGGGUGAAGGUGAGGACUACUUCACAAAGAGUUUCAGGCUCUGCGGGAAUCCCUGGAGUCUCAGUCAGAAACAGGUGGUUGAGCUCGCGGCGGAAAACAAGGUCCUCAAAGGUUCGGUUAAAUCCCUCACGGAGGGAAUGACGCGGCUCUCGGCAGACAAUAAAAACAUUAGAGAAGCAAUCAUCGAUCUCCAGGCUCGUAGUAUGCGGGAUAAUCUGGUCAUUUCGGGUAUCCCGGAGCAGGCGGAUGAAGCCCCACAGACCGUUAAAAGCUUCAUCCAAAAUCAACUGAAGCUCCCGGCCGAGACCGUGAAGAACAUCAGCUUCCACCGGGUGCACCGCCUGGGAGGACGGCGACAGGAGAACCAGAGGCCCAGGCCCAUCGUUGCGAAGUUUGAACACUUCAAGCAGAAGGAACUGGUUAAAGGCCGCGGCAGGGAGCUGAGAGGGACCAACUUCAGCAUUAAUGACCAUUUUCCCCGGGAGAUCCUGGACCGACGCCGAGUCCUGUUCCCGAUAAGAAAGAGGCUUAUUGGAGAAGGAUCACGGGCUGUCAUCGCGGUGGAUAAACUUUACGUUGAUGGCCAGCUGUACCGCGACAGAGACACCACUCCUUGGCUCUACUAA